Molecule: messenger RNA, 6452 nt
Organism: Eublepharis macularius
Lineage: Eukaryota; Metazoa; Chordata; Lepidosauria; Squamata; Eublepharidae
Gene: KMT5B
Product: lysine methyltransferase 5B
Exons: 10
Coding region: 447-3026 (859 amino acids)
Cellular component (GO): nucleus
Molecular function (GO): histone H4K20 methyltransferase activity; protein binding
Source: RefSeq, a predicted model, not a curated record
AAAAGACCUUAUUCCUACCCGGAAGAUUCAGCCGUGUUGCCAACUUGUGAUGACAGGCGCGUUUUGCAGAGGAUAGAGGCGUAACUUGAGUUGUUGUUGCGCCGCAGGGUCGUUGUGAGGGGACUCGGGGACUUUUUCGCACGAGUGAAGGCGGAUGAAUCUCUAGGUACCUUUCCCGAGAUCGUCCGUCCUUCGUCGCCGCCAUCUUGGAUUUUAAUCCGCCAUUUUUCCCCUUGGAAUUAUUAUUUUUUUUAAUGAUUAAUUCCCCCCCCCCUCCCCAGCCAGGAUUCUGGACAUCGUCAACCGAGGCUUUGGACUUGUGGGGUGCCGGGUGGCGACGAAGACUGCGGGGCCUAGAAGCAGGCAGAAGGAAGCUGAACUGCAAUUGACUUCUUAAAGCCUUUGGAAGAAGGACUAAAUGCAACGGGGGCAAAUUGCCUGUGGGAAUGAAGUGGUUGGGAGAAUCCAAGAACAUGGUGGUGAAUGGCCGGAGAAAUGGAAGCAGGAUAUCUAAUGAUCAUCAUCAGAAUCAGUCCAAAUUACAGCACCCUGGAAAGGAACAUCCAAAGACUGGCAAAAAUGGAGUUGAGAGACGAUCAAGCAGAUGUAGUGGUGGUUCGGGAUUUGAAGGCCAAAGUCGCUACGUGCCUUCCUCUGGAAUGUCUGCCAAGGAGCUGUGUGAGAACGAUGACCUAGCAACUAGUUUGGUUCUUGAUCCUUAUUUAGGGUUUCAAACACAUAAAAUGAACACUAGGUUUCGACCAAUAAAAGGAAGGCAGGAGGAACUGAAGGAGGUGAUUGAACGUUUUAAAAAAGAUGAGCACUUGGAUAAAGCCUUCAAGUCCUUGACGUCAGGUGACUGGGCCCGGCACUAUUUUCUUAACAAGAACAAAAUGCAGGAAAAGUUGUUCAAGGAACAUGUAUUUAUUUAUUUACGAAUGUUUGCAACUGACAGUGGGUUUGAAAUAUUGCCAUGCAACCGCUAUUCAUCAGAGCAAAAUGGAGCUAAAAUAGUUGCAACAAAAGAAUGGAAACGAAAUGACAAAAUAGAAUUGCUAGUGGGUUGUAUUGCUGAACUGUCCGAUCUAGAAGAAAAUAUGCUGCUCAGACAUGGAGAAAAUGACUUCAGUGUUAUGUACUCAACACGGAAAAACUGUGCUCAGCUGUGGCUUGGUCCAGCUGCAUUCAUCAACCAUGAUUGCAGACCCAACUGUAAGUUUGUGUCAACGGGCCGAGAUACGGCAUGUGUGAAAGCUCUACGAGAUAUUGAACCAGGAGAAGAAAUUUCUUGUUACUAUGGGGAUGGGUUUUUUGGAGAAAAUAAUGAAUUCUGUGAAUGCUACACAUGUGAAAGACGUGGAACUGGUGCUUUUAAAUCAAGAGUGGGACUGCCUGCACCUGCGCCUGUGAUCAAUAGUAAAUAUGGACUCAGAGAAACAGAUAAGCGUUUAAACAGGCUUAAAAAGUUGGGUGACAGCAGUAAAAACUCAGACAGCCAGUCUGUAAGCUCUAACACUGAUGCAGAUACCACUCAGGAAAAAGUUAAUGCAACUAACCGUAAAUCUUCAAUUGGUGUAAAAAAGAACAGCAAGAGCAGAACAUUAACAAGGCAGUCUAUUUCAAGAAUUCCAGCUUCAUCCAAUUCUACCUCAUCCAAACUAACUCAUCUAAAUAAUUCCAGGGUACCAAAGAGACUGAAAAAGCCUGCAAAGCCUUUACAUUCAAAGAUUAAGUUACGGAAUCAGUGCAAAAGGUCAGAACAGAAAAAUGCAUCUAGAAAACUCGAAAUGGGAAGUUUAGUUCUUAAAGAGCCUAAAAUAGUCCUGUAUAAAAACUUGCCCAUUAAGAAGGAGAAGGAAACAGAGGGACCAGUGAAAGUAGCAGUCUCUAGUGGCUGCUUAACAAGGCAUGCAGCACGAGAAUAUAAACUAAAUUCUGUGAAAGGUGCUCAUGAACCUGGAGAAGUAUCACCUUGUACAUAUAUAACAAGGAGGUCAGUAAGAACGAGGAUGAAUCUGAAGGAGACCUCUGACUUAAAGCUUGAACCAAAUAUGCUGAAUAGCUAUAAAAACAACUUGACUGGCACUCGAGCUAACAGCUUGGAACAGCAGUCUCAUGUGAUGCAUGAGGGUGAGCAGGCUCAUAUAACGUCACAUAAGGGAGAGGGUCGGUAUCAGAAGAAUGACAGGGUUGUGGCCAAAAAGAAAUACCGACAAAGAAGACUUGUGAAACCAUCUGAAAAAAUGGAGGAAACUGAUCCUGUACAUGAUAUGCUGGGCAAAGACAGAGUGCCAGAUUUGAUCAGUUCACAUUCUGAUGUAGGAGAAAGGAACCAUGUAAUGGAUUCAACCAUUGGAUAUAAAGAUCGUAUUCCUGUAUCUGGUGGUUGCUCCAUUGUGAAUUCAGAUACCUUCAAAGCAAAGGACCAUUUUAGAACUGCAAAAAACAAAAAGAAGAGGCGAAUUACAAGGUAUGAUGCACAACUAAUUCUUGAAAACAGCUCUGGGAUUCCCAAACUGACUCUGCGGAGACGGCAUGAUAGCAGCAGCAAGACAAAUGACCAAGAAAAUGAUGGAAUGAAUUCUUCAAAAAUAAGCAUCAAGCUAAGUAAAGACCAUGAAAAAGAUAAUAACUUAUAUGUAGCAAAGCUUAAUAAUGGGUUUAACUCAGGAUCAAGUAACAGUUCAACAAAAUUAAAAAUACAGCUAAAACGAGAAGAAGAAACCAGGGGGACAUACACAGAUGACCUCCAUGAAAAUGGAAUGUGUUGUAGUGAUCCUCUUUCUCUCUUAGAGUCACGAAUGGAAGUAGAGGAUUAUAGUCAAUACGAAGAAGAAACUGUAGAUGAAUCAUCAUCUGCAGAGGAGGAGGAAGAGGAAGAGGAUGAAUAUGAGGAUGAUUUUGAAGACGAUUUUAUUCCUCUCCCUCCUGCUAAGCGAUUAAGGCUUAUUGUUGGCAAGGAUUCAAUAGACAUUGACAUUUCUUCUAGGAGGAGAGAGGAUCAGUCUUUAAGGCUAAAUGCAUAAGCUUACAGGUCUUACUGAAUAGGAUGUCCAUUUUUUAAAAACAAAAUUCCAGUCAAUUAUUCUUCAGCUGAUGAACUUUCUGAAAUGUUAGUGGAAGCACUUCUUUAUUGUUUAUUCACUUAUAUCAAUAUAAUAUUGUAGAAAAUGUACAGCAUACUGACUCCUUAAGUCAUUUGUGCAGAUUUUUAUUGUACUUUUUAAUAGCCUUCUUAUGUGCAAUUCUGAGUUAGAGAAAAUGCUCUAUUGUAAAAUAAAGGCUCAAGCAAAAUUUAAAAUUGCCAUCAAAUUUUUCCAUGCAGAAUAAUUAAAUCACAAUAAUGUGGCUACACAAUUAUUUUUUAAUCUGUGAGAGCAUUAUUUUGCUCUUACAUCUGACUAAACAAUACUCUAAAACAAAUCAUAGUAGCAACAUAUUAAGGUUUUCUAGUAUGUUAAUAUCACCAGCAACGAACUACAGCUUUUUCAGUUUAUUUGCUAGAUGUUUCCCCCCCUUGGAGUUUGUCAGUUUUAACACUGUAUGCUGUCCCCAGACGUACUGUUUGUGGCCUUUGUUAUAGUAGCAAACCGUUGGUUGGAAGUCAAAUUGAUUUCUUUUUUAAAAAGGGGGGGUGUUGACAGUUUGCUAACUUUUAGUACAUUAUAUGUACAAGGGUAGCAGUAUGCAGAAUACAAGUUUGGAUAUGGUGUAUUUAUUUCUUGUUAUGUAAAUUAAAACACCUUGUAUUUAACACUUUUUCAAUACUUUUAGAUAAAAUUGUUCUUUGCAAGAAUGAUUGGUGCUUAUUUUUUCAAGAACUUGCUGUGAAACAAUGUGAUUACAACAGGCAACAUUUAUCCAAUGAACUGCAGCUAUCUUAAUUGGAUCCUCAUUGUUUUCUGUUGCACUUGUAAAAUGCUACAAGGAAUUUUUUAAAAAACUAUUCACUUUAAUUUAUGAUAGUUUUAUGAAAUUUAAAAGAAAUACCUAAACUCACAGCUUUUGUUCUGUGGUAAUCUAUAAAAAUGUUUGUCUUUUGAGAUACAGUGUAAAGGACUGAAAAAAUGUAUAUGUUGUAAAUAUUUGUGUGUUGUGAGAAAUUUUGUCAUAAAAAAUUGAUAACUUACCAGAAGGGUUUUUAAGUUUAGAAAUACAUUCAUGCCAAUAAAUAGGAAAUUAUAAACCUAGUUUUAAACUCUGAUUAGUGGAAUUUUUUUGUAUUGGUUUUGAAAUUUCAUAAUUGCUGUAUGCACUUUUUUAAAAGCUAAAAUGAUAAAUAAAUGGUGGAGGAGCAAUUAAUUUUAAUCCUAUAAAAUUAACCUUUUAAAAAAAUCUCUGUUUUAAUUAGUAGGAAUAUAUGUAACCAUGGCUGUUAAAUCUGUUGCAGUUUUAUGCACAGAAUUUCACACACAAUCUUAGAGGAUUCAGAAUUCCUGAGAAGUUUAACAAGUUUAAAUAGUUUGCAUGAUAGUAAAUAUGUUUAUAGGCAGUUUUUUUCCCCAGUUUCAUCUCUGUGCCCAAAGAUGCAGAUUGAGCUUUCAGUUGGAAUAAAUGGGGAAGCACUUGUAGACACAAGAAACUGUGUUUACAUAUUGGACUUCCCAUAAUCCGAAAUAGUUGCUGAAUUGGAGUGGGCAUCUAUAGAACGCUAUAAUGAUUAGUGACAGGAGUUCUUGUGUGUGGGUUCUUGUCCCAUCCUCAUUAACUCAAUUCAUAUUCCCCUUCCUCUAUACCCUCUUUAUUACUCUUACAUUUUAUCCUGCUUCCACCACUACUGUUCGUCAAAAUGUUCAAUUUCUGCAAAAAUUCAGGUAUCCUAUCUAAAAGAAAACAUUCCUUUUUAUCUAUAAUAAGUAAAUUUCAUUAGUGUUGUAUAAUACGGGGGUAUAACAUUUUCUGGGAAUAAAUUUGGAUUCUUUAUUUUGAUAUAACUUGACAAAUAGCUGUUACUGAGUGCUUGGAUCACUUUUGCAGUGUGGGAGCUGCAGCAUCACUGCUUCUUCUCAUGCUGCUAGAGUAAUGUUGGGGAAACCUUGGAUCUCAUGGGAAGAGCCCAUGCUGAUGUUUGUGAUGGGUGCCAUCUUUUGUGCAAGGUAUAAGGACUGCUUGUGUUAUCCCAUUAACAUGGGAUAGAGUAGCUCUGCUUUAGAUCCCACACUACAAAGCUAACCUAAGAAUCCAAUCCGUUUAGCUUGGAAAGAUCGCAAAGGAAAAUGUUAGAUAGAGUGUUUUUGGAAACAGGUGGUGGCACAAUGGAAUGGCUCAGUCUCAGCUUCAUUCUGUAGAAAUAUUGAAGCUGCACAGUAUAUUCUUGUGAAGAACAAUUACUAACUGUCCAGAAGAGCUACACCAUUAGUUGCCUCUCUCCUUCAUGUGUUACAAAACCUUAGCACCCCCUUUCUAAAUAAGGGACUGCACUUGGCCGAGGCUGAAGCAUCUCAAAACACAUGCCUUUUAACUUAACUUUAAUGAGGUUGGGCACAAAACUCUGUAUAGUCAAAGGCAAAUGGAAGUUUUGCUGCUUGAAUUCAAGUGGCAAGAUCUGAGUUGUUGCUGAAAUUCAGUUUCAAGUUGUGUACAUUGCAAUUAACAUUUUGAAUUCAUUUCAGUUGAAAUAGCAUCAUGGAACUGAAAUGUGUUUGUGACAUUUCUUACAUUUGUCACAGACAUUCCAAAUGCAAUAAAUAAAAUUGAAUUAAGUAUCUGUAAUGUUGAUGACAGGUAAAUAUGUUUAAUAUUGAUGAUGAUGAUGAUGAUAAAAGGAUUUUCUUCCACUUUGGCAGUAAGCUAUUGGUAUUAACUCUGAACAAUAUAUAAAAUGCUCUGAACAAUAUAUAAAAUGGAACCUUCAAAAUGUAUUGCAAGAGAAUUGGUGUGUGCAGCGAUCAGUUUUUAUCAGUGCCAAAAUUGAUUUGAAAUAAAUGAGACCAAAGGGGGCGGGGAAGCAAAUUUUAAAUUCAUUAAAUGAUAGGUGGCUCUGGACUUGUUUUUAUCUACUUUUUAAUAUUUUUUAUGAUUGUACCCAUUUUUGUGGCUUGUAAAUUCUGUAGAUUGUUUGUCAUGCUCUGUGUGUUUGUUCUUUUUGGCAUGAAUCUGUGCACUGAUAAUUAUAGAGGUAACUGUCAAGUGCAGCAUUACUGGUAGAAGUAUCCAAACUUUCUUAUUUACAUAAAUGGUUUGACUUCCAGAUAAAAUAACUAGAACUAAAUAAUAAUACUAUUAUCUUGGAGAUAUUGUGAUGGUGGGGAUAUGUGACUGACCACAAGGACCACCAAGCCAAGUAAUUGGGGUUUGGAUAAUUUCUACUAUAGCUUCAUUUUAAUUGCGUCUCAUUUGGCUUUUUAAACACUGGUAAGCACAGCUGCAAAAAAUAGAAGAGAGCACAUACACAAUAGCAAGCAAGCCAGAAGUACUUCUCAAAUUCAAUAAAAGCUCCUGCAAUUGUGAUA